CAGGCGGUGUUAAAGUCCAACUAAGGAGGGGAGUAUGGGCCGGGCUCGGUUCUAGGUGGAGUUUGUCAUGAGUAUAAAUGAACUCCCUCUAGCCGACUAACCGCCCCUGCAAAGCUCACUCCCACGUAAACGUCUCUCCAGCCUCACGUGUCCUUCAGCCAGCCCCACCAUGUCUUUCAUCAAGGAGUUCAUGAUGCAGACAGUCUAUCUGGGCAUGCCCGAUGAGUCAGUCUUGAAGAACGAAGGGACAGUGAAGGCUUCACCAAACUUCAGCGCCAGUGGUGAUGCAGCUGUCUUGGACCAAGCCAUCAAGGCAAAAGGUGUGGAUGAGAAUACCAUCAUUGAAAUACUGGUGAAGAGGAACAAUGAGCAGAGGCAACAGAUUAAAGAAGCUUACCAGCAUUCCAGUGGGAAGCCUCUGGAGGUGGCACUGAAGAAGGCGUUAAAGGGAGAUUUGGAGGAUGUGGUCAUGGCUCUGCUGAAAACACCGGCCCAAUAUGAUGCCCAGCAGCUGAAACUGGCCAUGAAGGGUUUGGGAACAGAUGAAGACACCCUUGUUGAGAUUUUGGCCUCUCGAACCAACACGGAGAUUUUGAAUAUAAAGAAGGCCUACAAAGAAGAAUACAAAAAGGACCUGGAGGAAGACGUCAGAUCUGACACCAGCGGAGACUUCAGGAAUGCACUGAUGUCACUCUGCAAGGCCAACCGCACAGAGGGAGUGUGUGAACAGCUGAUCGACAGCGACGCUAGGGCUCUAUAUGAAGCGGGAGAGGGAAUGAAAGGCAAAGACAGCUCCGUUUUCAUUGAAAUCCUUACUGUCAGGAGUGGCCCUCAUCUCCGUGAAGUGUUUCAGAGGUACUCAAAGUACAGUAAAGUGGAUGUGGCCAAAGCAAUUGACCUGGAGAUGAAGGGUGACAUUGAGAAUUGCCUCACAACAUUAGUGAAGUGUGCUGGGAGCAGGCCUGCUUUCUUUGCGGAGAAGCUCUACUUGGCCAUGAAGGGAUCUGGAACCCGCAAAAACAUCCUUACCCGUAUUAUGGUGAGCCGCUCUGAAAAAGAUUUGAAACUAAUCAAGGCUGAGUACAAGAAGAAAUAUGGCAAGACACUCUAUCAGGAUAUUUUGGAUGAUACUAAAGGAGACUAUGAGAAGAUUCUGCUGGCUCUCUGUGGGAGUGAGAACUGAUUUCUCAGCUACUGACUGAGCUCUCGUAUAGUCGCUGACAAGGCCAUUUAACUAAAGGCUCGCCUCCAAAUCCAGCUGUGUAAAAUGAUAUUAAAACAAAUAUUAACAUCAACGAGAAAAUACUUACUAUUCCAUCUCAGCAUUUGCUUAGCAGCUACAAUAUGAUCCCUUCAAGAAAUUAAUUCUACACUCACCAUGGAUAUGAGUUAGCCAAAACGUGUAGACUGACAUAAUAGGUGCUUGAAAGAAAGGAGAUCAGUUAAUGCACGCUGCAACUGAAAUCUUUUUCACGUGACAAUUAUACUGUAUAACUGUGCAACCGAAGGAGCUUCUGCAAAUAAAAGCAUUUUUUUUCUGUG
Messenger RNA from Syngnathus typhle (broad-nosed pipefish), 1542 nucleotides. It is a transcript of the gene anxa1a, whose product is annotated as annexin A1a. The transcript is spliced from 12 exons. Gene Ontology annotation, molecular function: calcium-dependent phospholipid binding; cadherin binding involved in cell-cell adhesion; calcium ion binding. Gene Ontology annotation, cellular component: plasma membrane; cytoplasm. The record is from RefSeq and is a predicted model, not a curated record. The coding region runs from base 170 to 1183 and encodes 337 amino acids. NCBI's taxonomy places the organism in Eukaryota, Metazoa, Chordata, Actinopteri, Syngnathiformes, Syngnathidae. Gene Ontology annotation, biological process: positive regulation of neutrophil apoptotic process; negative regulation of coagulation; regulation of hormone secretion.